AUGGACUUGAACGACGAGGAGGCGCUCUCGGCGCUGCUGGAGGAGGAAGCCGAAGCUGACGUCCAGGAGGAGGAGCAUCUCAUGGUCCUCGCUGCCCUCGCCAGCCUGCUCAUGAGCAAUGAAAAGCCGCGGCGAGGUGGCUUGGCGCCGGGGCGGCUGAAAGCUGAGAACCCGGACAAGCUGUCAAGGCUUUCACCCGACGCCAUCGCUAUCCAGCGGCAGUUUCCCGUUUCCAAGCUCAUCAAUGGCAAACGCCUCCGCAAGACCCUGAGCAAUACAAGGGGCUCCAUCACCCCUCCACUCCUCGUCCAUUCCGCCGACGCCACAGCAGCUAAUUCCCCAGCACGCCGUGCCUUCCGACCCCGGCCCGCCUGCCUCCUCCCGGACCUCCUAGCCAUGUCGGCCGACGAGAUCAGGGCCGAGAUCAACACCCUUAUCGCCUCCAAGUUCGCCGAGGGUACGGUGGAUCAGUAUUUCUUGCAGCUGUACGUGAUGUGGAGGUACCGGAAGAUACGCAAGGGCCUGGUCGUCGAGGUCAUUGAACGCUACCUCCACGACGCCGACAAGAUCCUCACCGAAAUCGCCGUCUUGCUGAACCAGCCCCAGCUGGACUACGACAAGGUGGAGGGGAUCGCGGAAAAGCUCGAGGGGUGCAGCAGCAGCAGUGUUGGUGCUAAGAGAGUCAACCUCUCGUGCGUGGAGUACUUACAUCCUGAGGCAAAAACCAAAGAAGGGUCAGUACUCAUUAUGUACUAUGUUGCACAAUAA
This is a messenger RNA of Triticum aestivum (bread wheat), 768 nucleotides long. RefSeq lists its product as uncharacterized. The coding region runs from base 1 to 768 and encodes 255 amino acids. Gene Ontology annotation, cellular component: nucleus; cytoplasm. Lineage: Eukaryota; Viridiplantae; Streptophyta; Magnoliopsida; Poales; Poaceae. The record is from RefSeq and is a predicted model, not a curated record. Gene Ontology annotation, molecular function: protein histidine kinase binding; histidine phosphotransfer kinase activity. Gene Ontology annotation, biological process: cytokinin-activated signaling pathway; phosphorylation; phosphorelay signal transduction system. The transcript is spliced from 5 exons.